ACACGAAUCUUCUAGCUUUCCUCUUCCUUCGAUCAAUCUUCUUCGUCUCUUUCCUUAGAAAGUUGAAAACACUAAUCUCUAAAGAAAUGGGUUCUUUAGGAGAUGAACUUAGUCUAGGACAGAGGAGACACAGUUCCAUUCCGACAACGAUCUGUCGGUUUCCGACAAAAGCUUCCAAGAUCAGGAAUGUUGCCGUGGAGCAAGGUUGUAAACUAGAGGAACACGUUCAGAAGCUCGAAGAAGAGAAGAGGAAGAUCCAAGGCAGUGAACUGGAGCUUCCUCUCUGUUUGCAGAUGUUAAACGAUGCGAUUUCGUAUCUCAAGAAAGAAAGAGAGACGGAUACUCAGCCAUUCUUGAAAGAUUUCAUCUCUCUCAGUAAACCAAUUCGAGAAGAACAUGACGAAGAGCUUUUCAAGGAGAAGAAGUUUCAGCUAUGGAGAGAAAAUGAUCACAUCUCCAACGCGGGAUUCUCAGACACGCUAGAGAUUGAGAGAGAUGAGGAGAAAUCUUCCAAUAGCUUAUAUAUGUUGUUGAGUCCUGGCAUGACGACUCCAAAGGUGGAAACCGGUUUAGGCCUCGGUUUAACUUCGAGCUCGAUGGCUAAGGGAAGAAGAAAACUAGUUGCCUCUAGCUCUGUGCCACACCCACCACCGUAUCUUCAGCAGCAAGCGUUGCGGAAGCAAAGAAGGUGUUGGACACCUGAGUUACAUCGCCUUUUCGUUGAUGCGUUGCAACAGCUCGGUGGUCCUGGAGUGGCAACUCCUAAACAAAUCAGAGAGCAUAUGCAAGAAGAAGGCCUAACCAAUGAUGAAGUUAAGAGUCAUUUACAGAAAUACCGGUUACACAUCAGGAAGUCUGACUCGAAUCUGGAGAAACAAUCAGUAGUUGUUUUAGGAUUUAACUUGUGGAAUUCAUCACAAGAAGAAGAAGAAAGUGGUGAAGGAGGAGAAACAUCAAAGAGAAACAAUUCGCAGUCGGAUUCUCCUCAAGGUCCUUUGCAGUUACCUUGUACAACAACCACAACAUGUGGUGAUAGUAGCAUGGAAGAUGCUGAAGAUGCUAAAUCUUAGAGGAGAUAUUGAGAUCUCCAUAAAUCUCAAGAUCCUUUUCCAAGAACCAAACUCUUGAUUCCCUUUUUGUUAGUUUUGGAUUCACUUCUAGUGAAUGACAAUAUAAUCACAGAAAAAAAAAUAUAGAUUUAUUUUUAUACAUAGAGAGAAAAAGAUAGAGACAGAGAGGGAGCAAACGAGUGAAGGAUGUGGUUGAUCAAAUUAUUUGCAGGGAUUGUUAGGACUUAGGAGGUCUGUUUUUGUGUAUGGCUUUUUGGUUGGGUUUAAAUUGAGGCAUUGCCCAAGUAAUAAUAUUGUUUUAGUGUUUGUUUCA
This is a messenger RNA of Brassica napus (rape), 1383 nucleotides long. RefSeq names its product transcription factor HHO6-like. NCBI's taxonomy places the organism in Eukaryota, Viridiplantae, Streptophyta, Magnoliopsida, Brassicales, Brassicaceae. Gene Ontology annotation, molecular function: DNA-binding transcription factor activity; DNA binding. Gene Ontology annotation, biological process: regulation of DNA-templated transcription. The transcript has 5 exons. The record is from RefSeq and is a predicted model, not a curated record. The coding region runs from base 87 to 1070 and encodes 327 amino acids.